AUGAGUUUAAUGCCCCUCAACUGGUUCAUCCCCAUGAGCGUGACCUUCGGCGGAUGGCUCGGUGGCGGCCUCAGCUCGAUGGCGGGACUCUGGCAAGACACGCGGCCCAAGACACCCACGACAUCGACGGUGCGUAUCUGGGUCGGUAUGGACCCCAACCGGGAACAUCGAGAGAAAAGCAGUCUUGCGGGCAGACUUCCCAUGGCAAACCUGUACGAUGAGCGAGGGGACAGCUUGGGUGGUGCGUGGGCACUUGACCCCGAUAGACAGGUGCCCGAAGUUGUCAAGGACUGGAAUAGUGAUGCAGUAUGCAUGUCAGCAAUUGCCGUCAUGUUCCCGGACGGAGGCGAAGCUUCCAUACUCGGCGAUGUACCACAUGGCUUCUGCGGAUGGAGCGGCUACCCAUCCUUGACCGAGAUUGAUUUCGACGGUAAAGGCAGUGCGUACCGGCCUUUCUGCUUCUGGAUCGAUUUCGAUGACUCGUAUCGUGAUCAGUCCAAACCGUGGAAUCCCCGUGAUCAUCUUCCACUCGCCAUGUCCUUUCAUCUACCAGACUUCAAUGGUCAGAACGCGACCAAGCAGGCGUAUAACGACAACAAGGACCUCAUCUGCAAGAGCUCAGCCCGAAUGCAGGCACGUCGAUGUCUGGAAAGAUCCAUACCCAUCUUCGACCCUCCGCUGAACUACGGCAACCAGGCUGGAAACGAGGAUGAAGCCAACCAUCUGGACCCCACGGUCGUCCUUGACAGCGAAGUUGGCGACUGGCCGCAAACCAGAGGCGGACCUGGCCGCAUCAGGACAUGCAGCACCCCUCAACGUCGGAAGCGGGCAAGGAGAAAUAGCUUCGAAGGCCAGUGGGUGCACUCCCUCGAGAUCAACCCGAAAUUCAGCGCAACAGAAAUCUGCAAGAUGUCCGGUCUGCGGGGUCCGCACUACGCGAACGUCCACGAGGGCAAGUUCUGCAAUGUAGAAGAUCGGUCGGUCUGGGAUAUUUGCAACGAGCAGAUCAAGUCCAACUGCUUCGACCUUGAGCUGGAGGAGUUGCUGGUUCAGGAUGCAGUGCCGUUCAAUGCAUCGACCGACGGGCUUCUGCUGGCUGACCGGCCAAGGCCGAGACCAGUCAUGAAGCUCAACAAGCGGAUUGAUAUGACUUGA
Messenger RNA from Cyphellophora europaea CBS 101466, 1155 nucleotides. RefSeq lists its product as uncharacterized. Bases 1 to 1155 code for a protein of 384 amino acids. The transcript is spliced from 2 exons. Lineage: Eukaryota; Fungi; Ascomycota; Eurotiomycetes; Chaetothyriales; Cyphellophoraceae. The record is from RefSeq and is a predicted model, not a curated record.